Molecule: messenger RNA, 1832 nt
Organism: Tricharina praecox
Lineage: Eukaryota; Fungi; Ascomycota; Pezizomycetes; Pezizales; Pyronemataceae
Product: P-loop containing nucleoside triphosphate hydrolase protein
Exons: 5
Coding region: 282-1832 (516 amino acids)
Cellular component (GO): nucleus
Molecular function (GO): ATP-dependent chromatin remodeler activity; ATP binding; ATP hydrolysis activity
Source: RefSeq, a predicted model, not a curated record
CUGCAUUUUCCCUUCGGCUAUCUUUUGUAUUUUUAUUUACGGGCAUGUGGUAUUCCGCGCAGUUCGGCCCCGCUACCGGUACACAAUCACUCCAUACGCCGAGCAUGUUCGAACAGUCAACCAUGGAAGACCAUUGUCGCCAUGGAAUCUUCUCCUUCCGUCGAUCACGCCUGUUGCCUUGGGGGCGCUGGAAAGCUGAAGCCGUAUAUAAUAGGAAGUUCUUGAUUACACAAAAUGUUUUGCUUUUCCACAUGGAUACUGAUCUGCUGCCAUCUCCAUAAAUGGCUAAAGACGCUUGCAGCAUGGACAGCCCGACGGAACAACCUUCCAUUCCGGACAAGGAGCUAGUCAACGCCCCCAUAGCGCGAAAGCGUCGCCGGCGUCCUUCCGCGCUACCGUUCAUAGGGAUUCUCCCGGUCGUUUCCCCCCCACUGAUCCUCCGAAUUGACCCCGAGUAUAAGCGCAUACUAAACCGGCACCAAAUCGAUGGCAUCAAGCACCUCUGGCAGCGGCUGGUCCUUGGCUGGGCAGGUGCACUUCUUGCGCACUCCAUGGGACUUGACAAGACACUGCAGGUUAUCGUAUUCCUGCACUGUUUACGUCGGUCUACGCUCGACGAUCCACGUCUGAUGAAGCGAUUCGCAUCGAACCGCGUGCUCAUCCUCAUGCCAGGAGGUCUGGUGAACAACUGGCUCGCGAAAUUCCAAAAGUGGCGCGAGAGGUUUUCCGAAUGGCCGCAGCAGCUGAAGUUCUUUGACGAAGUUUAUGUUGACUCUGAACGCCAUCGCCGACAAGGUGUGUGCAAUAAAUGGCAUCAGAACGGCGGGAUCUUGCUAUUGGGCUAUCGCGCUUUCUGUGCGAAGGAGAUGGAGAGGAUUCUAUUGAAGGGCCCUAGUGUCGUCGUGGCGGAUGAGGCCCAUACCUUCCGAAACAAAGAGGGGAAUCUGGCACGGGCGAUUGCGUCGAUAAAAACACUCUACCGGAUUGCCUUGUCGGGUACGCCACUCCUGAAUACACUCGAGGAGUACCUAGCGAUCUUGAAAUGGCUGUCAAUAGAGGACCGCCACAAAAUCGAGCUGAUAAACAGCAAGACAAUACCCGACUUCGACGAGCGGAUGCUGAAAGUCGCAUGGAAGAAUGGGUUCUACUGGCGGAAGUACUCUGGGAUUAGAGAGCUGGAUGAGUUUUCUGAUCAGUACCAGCGCGAUGCAAAUCUUCCGGACAAUGACGACAUGUGUCUCGAACCCAUAUACGCCGGGAAAUCAGAUCUCCUCUCUCCCGCGUACAGCAACAAAAUGCUUGUCCUCCUCUCGAUCAAACACAGCAAAGACGUCAACGACCAUGUCCUCGUCUUCAGCAACUACAUUACCACACUAGACUACAUCCAAUACGUCCUCUACCGGCGUACAAACUUCUCAUUCUUGCGCAUUGACGGCUCGACCAAGGAGCAGACGCCGACGGAAAGGAGCCAUCGUCUCGGCCGGAAAAAGGACGUGUUUGUCUACUACAUCACCACAGACGGAAGCAUUGGGACGUUCAUUGCUCACACCCAAAGCAAAAAGGCCAAGCUUGCGUCCGUCGUCCUGGACGAUAGAAGGAACACGCGGGAGGCAUUCCUAGGAGAUGCUCAAUUGCGCUCGUGCUGUGAUGUGCCCGUCGCGGUGAAAGCAAGCUCCGCGAAGAAGCUGGGGAGCUCUCCGGCGCUCGCGAAUGAUCCAUUGCUGAAGAGGGUUGUGGCGGAUAGAGGGCUUCAGCCGGCGGUUUGCAGUGUCAUCCUGUUGUCGGAGGGCUCUGGGUUUUCUGAGGAUCUUACGAAGGAGCGCAAGAGGUAG